CUCCAGCAUGUUACAACUGUACACAGCACGACCAAGAACAACAAGACAAGCCCUUUCCCCUUUGCUACCCCUGCGAGGUACCCCCCGAAGAACACAGACAAAACAUGGACUGUGAGUCCUAUUCAGACAAUUUGCUGUUGACAACUGAUUUUGACUCCAACUAUUUCAG
Molecule: messenger RNA, 169 nt
Organism: Amoebophrya sp. A25
Lineage: Eukaryota; Dinophyceae; Syndiniales; Amoebophryaceae
Source: the annotation of a GenBank genome assembly